AAUCGCAAGAGAGCGAAAGCGCAAUGAAAACAGCUGACAAUAUCCAAUACCACCGAAUUUACUAUACAUUUCAUACCAUAACUUCUACGUCCUCGUCUGCUGCAACUACGCUGAAUGAACACCUAAUGUAAAGACUGCAUCUCAAUCGAAUGGCUUCCGGCUGCGGGUAAUAUCAAUUGGUUCUCUUGUGAAGUAAAUAAACACAAUAGUAGAUUGGUUAGAUAGACGUGCCGGUGCGUAAGAAAAAGCAGUGGUUGUUUAUUUACAUUUCUUUCAAGUUUCGUGAAUGAAAAACUGUGUUUUGUAGCGUGUGUACUAUGGAUUUUUUAUAUAAUUUGAUUGGUUGAAGUCACUGUAUACCGGAUUUUCGAAAAAAAUGGCAUCUAGAAUGAGCUUUUCUCGUAACAGAAACAGCUGGGGGCCGAUUUCCGUAACAUCUCAAGGAUUUUAUAGAACACCAGACGAUGAUGAUAACGAUGAUGAAAUAAAAAGUAUUCAAGCUAAACAGUUAGAUCCGCUAAAAGAGGAUUUAGCCGAUUGGUUAAAUAAAUCUUUGGGUAUCGAAUAUAUUAACAAAGAUAAUUUUCUUGAAGAACUGGAUAAUGGCGUAGUUCUUUGCCAUUUGGCACAAAUAAUAACUGGAGAAGUUAAAAAGGCAUUGGACAAAGGAUUGGUAAAAGGACCACUGCCCAAAAUUCGAGGAAAAUGUUUCGAAAAAGCUGCAAGAGGAAGUUUUUACUCUAGAGAUAAUAUGGAAAAUUUUAUUCGAUUCUGCAGAUCACUUGGAGUUCAUGAAAAUUUACUGUUUGAAAGUGAAGAUUUAGUUCUACAUCACCAACCACGUAAUGUUAUUCUCUGUUUACUGGAAGUUGCCCGAAUAGCUUCAAAAUUUGGCAUUGAACCACCGGGAUUGGUACAACUAGAAAAGCAGAUUGCUGAAGAAGAAAGAGAUUCUUUCGAUUCAAGACUCAGUUCGCUAUUAUCUUGGCAAUUCCCAAAUAUUACAGAAACAACUCCAAAUUAUUCCAAGAUGAAGCAAAGUUAUUCAGCUGGAGCAAUAUCGUCUGUUUUAGAUAGAUGGAAUUCUCAUCAUGUCGUCUUAGUGGACCAAUCAGUUGAUCUGACCUCUAUAUCUGUAGCUAAUAAUACCAGUGGAGCAAGUGACGGCGUUCCAAGUGAUAAUACUGAGGAUGAAGAGUGGUCACGAGGUAGUGGCGAAGAUCCAGACCUUGAUGUGACUCCUCCAACAAGGCCAUCUUCAGGUGGAAGUGACGGUGCUAAUACACCGAGUCCAUCUCCAACGAACGAAUUAGAUAGAAAAGUACAAUUAGCUGCUAGACUGAUGCAAAAAAACUGCAAUUGUUCUAGUGGAAGAUGUGAAAGAUUAAAAAUAAGGAAGGUAGGAGAAGGAAAAUACAAUAUAGCCGGAAAAAAUGUAUUUGUUAGGUUACUGAAAGGUCGCCACAUGAUGGUAAGAGUUGGAGGGGGAUGGGAUACUCUUGACCAUUUUCUCCUGCGUCACGAUCCAUGUCAAGUAAAAGUAGUCUCCAGGGAAUCUCCAGAUAGGCCUACCAAUGCUUCCAAAUACUUACAUAUCAGAGCCAAAUAUAGGAGUCCCCCACCCAGAGAAUCUAUUACUCGUUAAUAAUUGCUAUUGAAAAACCAUAUUAACGUUUACAUUUUCAAUUAAAAAAAUGUUAAAAACGUGAUUCUAGGGAUGUGCCGGAUAUUGCUUAACGUAUUUCCCCUAGGACCAUGCACUUUCACUCAGUGAAUGCAAUGGAAUAAUAUUCGGUCAACUUGAAUGAAAAAAGCUGUUCUAUAGCUUUAGUGGAUUCAUUUUGUAUACAACUUUUCAUCUUGUUAGUUGAGGUAAAGUUCAGUUUGUUGUGGUAAUUUCAAAAAGGCCAAGUUUGUAGGUUGGGCAUUGAUGGUAUAUUGAUGGAUAUGAUUGAAAUGUAUGAAUAUGUCCGUAGAGUUUGUAUGUCAUAAGAUGUUGAUAUUAAUGUGACUCCUCGAUCUAGAAAACUAGCACAAUAACGACUUUUUUAAUAUCUUGACUUAUUGAAACAGUGAUUAUCUUGUCGUACAGGAUAUGCAAGCAAAUGAUCAACUAUUAUGCCCAUUACUGUUCUGUACUGAUUGUAUAUCUUUUUAAGUGAUUAUCAACAGAUUAUUGGAAAUCACAAGUAAUACUUUGGCUUCAUUCCUUUGUUAAUUAUAUUUAAGAAUGUGAUUGUGAAGAGAAAACUAGAAACACGUUUUUACUACCCAUGUAGGCUUAUCGUUUCUUUUUGUUGUAAUUUUUUGUUGUUACCCUUCAACGGGUACUGCAAUGUUGUAUUAAAAAAGAUCAAUAUUAUUACUUGUUUCAUUUCGAGGUAAACAAGCACCAAAAUCUCUUGUUCAUAUUAUUUGAUACGUAACAUUGUCGUACCGUUUAAAUAGUUUGCAAAAACGGGAACACUUGCCAUUUAUCUGAUAGUUAUAUACUAUCUUUAUACUAAAAAACUUAGUUUGACUGAACUUACAUCAUCAUAAUUGAUACUACAAAAUUUUGCAAUAAGCAAUCAUGUAAUUUUAUAAAUAUUACACUUUAAUUAUGCCAGUAAUAAUUACUUAGUAAUUUGAUGAAUAUUUAAGUAACCUAUAGAUUAUUUUUUUGUUUAAUUGAAUGUAAAAGUAAAGGCAAAGAUAUGUAAAUAAACUUUUGAAACCAUUUUUAAUUAGUGUUGUUUUUUCAAUUAUAAAACAAUUCUAAAGCUCAAUUUUUCCAAUACCAAACAAUUUCAACAUCUCAAGCAUAGGUAUGAAAAAUAAAAAGGUUUUCUGAAGAAUAACUUUUUUAAUUUUUCAGUUGAAAUUUUUAUUAUAAUGUAACCCCUUCUUUAAAACCUCUUCUAAUCUACCAAUCAGUUUUCUUAUUUAUCUUAUGAGAUUUUAAUCAAUUUUUACACUUCCAAUAGAAUAAUCCAAAUUUUGUAACAGUAAAUACUAAAACAACACUCGAACCAAAUAAACAAAUUCAAAUUUUGUCUUCUCAUCAAACUCUUAUGUUCCCAGAAAUAAAUUUAGCUUCCUACAAUAGCAUAGUUUGUAAGUUAUAUUUGUAUACAUCCUUAAUUGAUUUUUAUUUAUUCUGAAUAUCAUGUCCUCUUCAAUGUUGGUAUUAUUAUUUCAUGAGGAGCUGAUGCUUUUGAUCGUUCUGAUUAACUUCCUUCGAUUCCGAAAUGUGCCAAUUUCAUAUAAUAAUUUGUUAUUAUGUAAAGUACUAAAUCGCUUUAUAAUUAUAAUAAAGUUCUUUCCUAGCUGCGAAUUUUCAGACCUUUUAAGAAUACUAUUAUUGUUAUUGUCAAUAUUGAGUAUUGAUGCUGCAUAUUUUAAGGCCAAUUGAACUUGUUAGGUAUUCAUACACACUGCUUUUUUUAACUUUUAUAUAAUACAGAAAUCAUCUUUGAAUAAUAUUAAAAUUUCUUUAAUCCAUCUUUUCAUAUAGUGAUUAAAUUCAAUUCAAUAAUCAUAGAAUCUACAACUGUGUACUAUCAUUGUUUAAAAAUGUAUUGAACAAUGAUUAUUUAAAAGUAUUGUAUCGUAUGUAACUCGAAUUGAAACAUAUCUAUUUGGUGCUCUACAAGUUCUUAAAUAUAAAACUAAAUCAAAUAAUAAUACCAUAACAAAGAUAUUUUCACAUAAUGUUUAAUUUUAUUUAUUUAAAAAAAUAAAAUUUAAUUUGAGUUGAAAGAAUUUUGAGUUUUUUUGUUAUUUCUUAACGUGUAAGUUUUUAAUAAUUCUAUAAAUAUGGGAGUAUCAAGGAUAAUAAAAUCUAAUGUAUUUCAAAUUGCAAUAUGAUUAAAUUUGAUUUAUGAAACGCUUUUAAAACGUACUUUUCUUCAGAUAAAUCUAACCACUAACCGAAAUAUAUUUGAAUUUUAUAUAUUGAUUUAGCUUUCAUUCUCAUACAACAUAAUUACGUUGAUCAAAUGUUUAAAAAAUUUCGUUAUUAUCAAAUUAUAUGAUUGAUGAUGAUUAAUUUUUAUUGUGUUACUGUACAAACGAAUAUAAUUAUACUGUGUGUUUUUUGCAGUUUGAACAGCAUCAUCUCAUUAAUGUUUUUGUAGACCGAGCUUCGCUUCUUUCAUUAAUUUCAAAAAUAAGUCUAUAAAAAUGUCCAAUUCCGCUCUACAUUAAUUAAGCGUCAUGAUAAGUGAUAAAGAGGAACCUUUAUAUCAAUGACAUCAUCUGACUUCAUAGAAAUUGAUUGUACCAAAUAACACAAUAAAACGGUUGAAUAAAUCUUGUAAUUAGCAGAGUUAUUCUUUGCCUUUACAAUUCAUUAAACAAUAUUCAAUUUUUCAAUCUAAUAUUGUGUAAUAUUCACCACUAUAUUCAUAGCGCACCUGUGAUUGACACUUGUCAAUAUUACUAAUACCAUGAACUGAAGAAACCUUAGAUAAACGUCGUUUAUGGGAAGUUAAUCCACACAUGAAGUCCACAGAUAUCUCUAACGCCCAUAAUGCAAAUAGUUGAUUAGAGUUUGUUUUUUAGUUGAAGUGUUUUGAGAUCUCCUUUGCAGAGUUGUGUACCAACAUUAAUAACGUAUCUAUCUCUACGCUUUACGCUGUGAAACCAAUUCGUUAAUGUUAUUUACGUCACAUAAUCGUCUGAUGUUUUCACUUCUGUCUCGGUCCAAUAGUGUUUUUCCCAAGAUCCGGAUGAGAAUUUUUAUUUCUGUUGUCUUCAAGAGUUGUUUCAUUUCUGAUGUUUCUAAUCUUUAUGAUGUAUACGUUAGUACAUGUCCGAUUGUCGCUUUAUAAAUUCGUGCCUUGUUUUUUGUCUUAGAUGUUUCUUCCGCCAUACUACGCUCUGAAGACAUCCCGCUACCUCAUUUGCUCUAGCUACUUAUCCUCUUACCUUGUCGUCUACAUCUCCAUAAAAGGUUAUGUCAAUUCCAAGAAAUUUGAAUUUAAUUAUCCGUAUUAUUUGACCUUCUAGUUCUAAUUGGCAUACAAUGGACACUGUGAGAUUAAAGAUAUUUAGUAAUCUUUGAAGAUCAUCUUCAUUUUCGGCAUUGCAUAUCUUUACUUUUAAAACAAAUAUGAUCAUAUUCUAACUCUUUUAAGGCCUCUAAAACUAUUGGUCGUUGUCGUAUUCAUAUUAUGAAAAAUUAUGUUACUUGUUAUAAUUUUUCCAAAAAUAAUUUAAAUAGGAGAUUUUAGCAGAAGCACUUAAGGGGGUUUUCUGGUCUAGAAGCCUAAAUUUUCGGUAUUUUUGAAACUAACGUAAAAAACAAUGAAAAACAUUUUUACUAUCAAUUUUUUUAUAUGAUAUAUUCUUAAGGGUCUAAACUUUGAAAAUAUGCAAAAAAAAUCGAUUUGUUUCAAAUUUCUAAACCAAAAUACCCCUUUAAUUUGUGUCUAAUCCGUACCGAUAGCUUAAAAACAAAUUAUAAUGAUCUUACUAUUUCUAGUAGCUAGAGCAGCACAGCUCCUUUUAAAUGAGAGCGCAUCUUAUUAGUCGGUUCAUUAGAUCUUCCAGAGGGAAACGUUUUUAUUGCCAACAUUAUUAUAGUUCCUAAUAUAGUAGAAACUCAAAAUUUAUAUUCAGCAAUUUCACUUCUAUAAGCUAAAAAAAAGUUAUUAAGACAUAUCUGUAAAGUCAAAGAAUUAUAAAUAGAUUGAGAAAGUUCACAAUGUAAACGUCGGUUUACCUAAGGAGUUCUUAAUUUAUGCUGAUACUAAAUAAAGGUAGAAUAUUUUGCCUACAAUUAUUAAUUCUAGUGUAUAAGUAUAAAAUAAUCACUAGGUUAGGAGUUUUAUACCAAUUUCAAUCUCAAGUUCAAAUUAGGCACUAAGAUUAGUUAUAUUACCGCAUAUUUGUAUUAUAUUUAUACAAAAUAAAGUAAGAUAUCCACAUUA
Messenger RNA from Diorhabda sublineata, 5915 nucleotides. RefSeq names its product growth arrest-specific protein 2-like. Gene Ontology annotation, cellular component: actin filament. Gene Ontology annotation, molecular function: cytoskeletal adaptor activity; microtubule binding; actin filament binding. NCBI's taxonomy places the organism in Eukaryota, Metazoa, Arthropoda, Insecta, Coleoptera, Chrysomelidae. The record is from RefSeq and is a predicted model, not a curated record. Bases 377 to 1645 code for a protein of 422 amino acids. The transcript has 8 exons. Gene Ontology annotation, biological process: actin crosslink formation.